AUGUUUAGAUUUUUCCAACAAAAGAAUAAGCUCAUCUGCAUCAAGAGAGGUGUAAUUAUCUCCAAAGCAAUCUCAUCCUCCUUAUCGCCUUUAUUUCCUUCCUCUUCUUCGUCUUCACCUUCAGCUCCUUUCAAAUCAAAUCUCACAACCACAAUACUCAGUUGCAAAAGCCCAGACCGAGCACUUCACAUAUUCAACUCAGCCUUAAAAAGACCUAACCCAAUUCAGAUUCUACAGCUAUAUCCGGCUAUCAUUCACGUAUUAACCAGUGCAAAAUGGUACAUCAAGGCAAGGUGUUUGAUGAAAGACCUCAUAGAAACUCUCCGCAAGACCCACGAGCCCCGGCGGGCCUGUUCCUCUGUUUUCAAUGCGCUUAAUCAAUUGCAGAGUCCCAAAUUCAGUCCCAGUGUGUUUGGUGUGUUGAUCAUUGCAUUGUCUGAAAUGGGUCUUGUUGAGGAGGCCUAUGGUGUGUACCGGAAAAUGGCAGAAUUGCCUCAAAUUCAGGCUUGCAAUGCACUUUUAGAUGCAUUUUUCAAGAGGGGUAGGCUUGAUUCGAUGUGUGAAGUCUAUGGGGACAUGGUUUCUCGUGGGGUAUCACCUAGUGUUGUCACAUAUGGGAUUUUGAUUGAUGCUUGGUGUGGUCAAGGCGAUAUUGUGAAAGCCAGAUUGUUUUUGGAUGAGAUGAUUGAGAAGAAGAUAGAACCGACAGUUGUGAUUUACACGACUCUGAUACGUGGUCUCUGCAGCGAGAGUAAGAUAUUGGAAGCAGAAAACAUGUUUAGGACAAUGCAGGAAGCUGGUGUAGUUCCCAAUCUGUAUACUUAUAAUACACUGAUGGAUGGCUAUUGUAAGUUAGAAAAUAUUGAAAAAAUCUUUGAUUUGUAUCAUGAAAUGUUAAGUAAUAAUUUGCAGCCAAAUGUUGUUACAUUUGGUAUCAUAACAGACGCUCUUUGCAAAGUUGGUGAAUUGGUAGCCGCAAGAAACUGCUUUGUCCAUAUGGUCAAGUUUGGAGUCAUUCCUAAUUUAUUUGUUUACACUUGUCUGAUUGAUGGCUCCUGUAAAACAGGCAGUCUGUGUGCAGCGAUGGAUAUGUAUGCAGAGAUGGAAAAGAUUGGUAUUUCACCUGAUAUUUUUACCUAUGGUGUACUUAUAAAAGGUUAUUGUGAUUUAGGUAGAGUGGAUGAGGCACAUGGUUUACUGAGGAAGAUGAUUGAAGCUGGAGCAUGUAUAAAUUCUGUGGUGUAUAAUACACUCAUUGAUGGGUAUUGUAAGGUAGGCGGUAUGGAGAAGGCUUUGGAGGUGUGUACUCAAAUGGGAGAAAAAGGUCUAGGUCCCAAUGUCAUUACCUUUUCUACCUUGAUAGAUGGUUACUGCAAGGCAGGGAACAUGGAAGCUGCAAUGGGUUUGCAUACAGAAAUGGUGAUUAAAGGGCUUGAGCCUGAUGUGGUUGCUUAUACAGCUUUAAUUGAUGGGCACUUUAAAGAUGGUAAUAUGAAAGCAGCCUUUUGGCUGUACAAGGAAAUGACGGACGCAGGACUCACACCUAAUGUUUUUACUCUUACUUGCUUAAUUGAUGGACUGUGCAAGGAUGGAAGGAUUAAUGAUGCAAUCAAUUUAUUCUUGGGAAAAAUUAAAAUCAAAGCUGGCCCUGCUAGGACCAAAAUGGAUCAGGUGGAUAAUAGGUAUUCAUUGCCCAAUAAUGUCACGUACGCUACCCUAAUCCAUGAUCUUUGCAAGGACGGGCGGGUAUUUAAAGCCAGUAAAUUUUUCUCCGAUAUGCGAUGCAAUGGUUUGAAACCAGAUUUGCUCACUUACACUUUUAUGAUAGAGGGGCAUUCUGUAGCCAAGAAUGUAAUUGAUGUGAUGAUCUUGUAUGCAGAUAUGAUAAAGAUGGGUAUAAUGCCAAAUGCAAUCAUAUACCAGAUCCUGGCUAUGAGUUACCGACAGAUUGGAGAUCAUGGAUCAGCUCACAGGGGCUAUAAGGAUGUAUUGAUAUGA
This is a messenger RNA of Ilex paraguariensis (yerba mate), 1998 nucleotides long. The record is from the annotation of a GenBank genome assembly. Lineage: Eukaryota; Viridiplantae; Streptophyta; Magnoliopsida; Aquifoliales; Aquifoliaceae.